UCGAAUUCGGCUUUGUGGAGCCCUCACGAAGUGCCCUUAUCGCUUUCUUCUGAUAAUCGUGUUUUACUGGUGAGUUAGAUGAACUGAAGUAGCUGCCGAAUCGGAUGGAUGCAGGUGCAGCAGCAGCAGACGUCACGGAGCAGCCGGAGGAGGCAACGCCACCUGUCACGCCACCUCAGGCCAGUCCAGCAGCACCACCACCAGCAGCAGCGGCCGAUUCCACUGAAGAGGAAGAGCCGCACACCCCUCCCCCCCGCAACACCAGCAAGCUUAGUGCCAACUCUCUGGAUGCUGCGGGCGGCGCGGAUGAGGAGCCCUGCACCCCUCCCCCACCACCGCAGCGCAUGCCGUCCUCCCCAGGUCAAUAUGGCGAAAACCCGCCAGACCUCGGCCCUUCGCCCGUGCCGGAGGAGAGCCGUGACGACCCGACGCAGCCGACCGAGUUGGAGCACUGGCACACGCUGGACAUAGAGCGGCUGUUUGUGCGGAAGAACAAGGUGCGCGAACCGCUGUAUCGGUGUCCGCUGUGCGACGUGCGGACGUUCGAGCCGGCGGUGUAUGAUGAGCUGAUUGCGCACUAUCGGGAUGUGCACUGGAGGGAGAGGGUGAGGAUCGGUGAGUUCACCUGCUUCCCGUGCUUGAAGGUCAGCACUGUCACUGGGGGAGGGAGGGUGGGGAGGGGGUGUGCUGCACUGCACACACACGGGGAUCGGAUCUACCUACCGGUAAUGCCUCCUCUCACUCAUUUGAUUUGCCUGUUUGUUUCUUCUCUCGGUUUGUGUGUCUGACAUGUCAGCCUGAUUGUAACUUGCCGCCCUUGGAGGAUGCUGAUAGUGAGAACGCCCCUAUCAUUCGCCGCAGGUGCGUGUCUAACCGACACCACCACGCACACAAACACACACACACAUGCACACACACAGGCAGGAGUACGUGUGUAGCGCUUGGACAAACAUGCCCUACCACUGUGUGUGCAGCGGCCGCAUCAACAAGAACCCGCAGUUCGCAGGGCCGCCCCCCGCGCGUCACUGGCACUGCCCCCUGCAGGCAGAGGGCUGCGACGCCCAGUCCUACGACGUGGCCGACCUGCUGCAGCACUGCAAAGAGGCCCACGCCGGGACGAGAGCGGACCCCGCCAUGACGGGCGGCCAGGCGGCCCAGCGGCCGGGAGAUGACUAUGAGGUUUUCGCGAAUGCGGUGAGUCUUCAGAGUGUGACGAGAACACACACGCAUAGACACACAGACAGACAGACACUGGACAUGUGGAUGGACUUCUGUGGUCCGAUUGUGUGUGUGUGUGUGUGUGUAGGAGGAUGUAGCUCGUGAGUUGCCGUCGAAUCCUCCGUCGGAGGAGUGCGCCUGGCGCCGGUUUGAGCCCGACACACCCGCUCCGCCGCCCAGAAGAGGCCGCACCCGAUCACGUAGGGGUGACAACUGCAUGGGAUGACUGCCUGCCACUCCCUCACCUUUCCCUGUUUGCUGUGUUGUGUGUGCUGCACGUGUGUCGUGUCAGGUACCCGUUUGCUGUCCCCCCCUCCCCCGUACGCCCCCUCGCCCGCCACAGACCCGAGCGACUCGGACCAGGAGGUGCCCUCUCCCGACCUGCCAUCGCCCUCACCCCCACAGGCAUCUGCAUCUGCGUCUGCAUCAUUACCCCCAUCGCAGCCACAACAACAGCAGGAGGACCAGCAGCAGGAGGAGGAUGGAGAGCCCCCACAGCCACCGCCCGACGAAGAGGGGGAGGAUGGUGGCCUUGACGGCCGUGACAGCGAUGCCCGUGCCGAUCGGCACCAGGACACGUCGGCGAGUGAUGCGGUGAUGGAGGUGUCAUCCCCUGAGGUUCAGCAGGCCGUCCCAGAGCCACCAGCACCACCACCACCACCAGCAGACCCAGCACCACCACCACCAGCAGAAGCAGAGGCAUCGGUAGCUGCUGCAGCAGCUGCUGAUGAUGAUGAGGCGCCGGCAGCGGCUGCCAUUGACGGAGAGGCGUCGAUGAUGGGCGAUGGAUGUGGUGGUGGCGACAGGGGCGUCGAGGGUGGCAGGAGGGGCAUUCUCAAGAGGGUUGGGGAUGCGCCCAGGGUGAUACAGGGAGGACUCAAGAGGAAAGUGGGCUUCGACAAGCAGGUCAGUGGGUGCGUCCCGGAGUGGGUGAGAGGAACGCACUCCGAAACAUUGCAGCAUGCAGCGAUGGGUGGGGAUAGCCGGGGCGGGCAAAAGUGUGUGGUGGUGUGUGUUUUUGCGCCUUCUUCUUUCAGGUCCGUGUCCGCCACUUUGAUAUGCAGCUUGCUAGACUGGAGAAACUCGGCACGCGAUCAGGUAGGUCCUUCUGUGACACAAUCAAUCCAUCUGUACCAUCCAUCCAUUCAUCGCUUCCUCUGGCCCCACACGCAGGUCCGAUCGACCUUGACGACGAGAGCGACAGCGAGGAGGACGACGAGACGUGGCGGCCCCGCGCCAAGGCCAAGAGCAAAGCCAAAGCCAAAGCAGCCAAGUCCAAGCCGAAGGCCAAGGGCACCCCCAAGGGCAAGCCACGGCCACGCACACCAGCUCGCUCUGCUCGGGGACGGCCCCCUCCCUUCGAUGACGCAGCACACGAGAGCCAAGACGAGUCCGACGAGGACGAAGAUGCCCCCCUGGCCAGGCCCAAGAGGACCCCCCGCGCCAAGGCUCAGCGUGACCGUGCGGCGGCGGCGAAGGCCAAGAAGAGGGGCGCCAAGGGCCGCGCGGCCAGUGCGUCAAGUGCGUGCGGUGAUGACGACAUCCUUCCCCCGCCCGUCGACCCGCAGCCCAUCGAUGUCGAUCAGGACUUCACCUCGCCGCCACCGCCUUACGAAGACCGAGACGGCAAAGAGGGAGACGAUGGCAGGGCGGGGUCGCCACGAGGUGUAGGUGUCAAGCGGAGCCGACCGCGCGACACAUCGACGCCGACCAACGGUCUGUGCGAGCGGAUGGAGGCGUUGCAGUGCGGAAGUGGGGAUGGGGCGGGUGAUGAUGGGCAGGCUGAGAGGGAUGAGAAAAAGAGGGAGCCGCGGAUAAAGCGGCGUCGUGUCAAGAAAGAGACCAAGGACGACGCGGCAGCGAUGGACGAGGGAUGAUCGUCGUCAGGUGUGGAUGGAUGGAUGGAUGGACAGAUGUCGGAGGUUGGUUGAUGUAUAGCCACACAGACAGACAGACAGACAGACGGUGGUCCGAUUGACUGAUAGAUAGGCUGGCUGCGUCGUGAGUGAGGCUCGCUGCUGCAAGUGCAGCAGAGACAGCGGCAGACUUGCAAGGUGUUACUCGGUCUCUCUGUGUGUUGCCACCGCAUAACACACAC
Molecule: messenger RNA, 3316 nt
Organism: Vitrella brassicaformis
Lineage: Eukaryota; Vitrellaceae
Source: the annotation of a GenBank genome assembly